ACAUCGACGAAUGUGCAGACGCAUCUCACAAUUGCGAUGGAAAUGCAGACUGCAGUAAUAGUGUUGGAUCCUUCAGCUGUUCUUGUCAUUCAGGCUUCUCAGGAGAUGGAGUAACUUGUACAGAAAUUGAUUGUGGUGUACCCCCCGAUGUUGCGUUUGCCAGCAAAACUACAAGUGGAACGACAUUUGAUUCAGUAACCACCUACAGCUGUCAUGCGUCAUACGUCAUUGCUAGUGGAUCGAUUACGUCAACGUGUGAUGCUUCUGGCCAAUGGACGCAAACCAACUUGAUAUGUGUUGUCGACUGUGGGGCUCUAGCCGUAUUGAAUGGCGCAGCUGCUUACAGCUCCACUCUCGAGGGCGGUACUGCGACCGUCACAUGCAACAAUCUCUUCCAGUAUUUCGGAACAAGCAAUACAGCCACCUGUCAAUCAACCGGACUGUGGGAGGGACUUGAUGGAGCUUGCGGACAGGUCGAGUGGAAUAAUGAGGUAGGACCAUUCGCCGCAAGUCUCCCCGCACCUAUAAGUAGCGGUUGGGAAAUGAUCUUCAAAGGUAUUCCUACUGGAAACUUUGAUGUCUUCUUGAAGGAUCCGCCAACAACGUUCCUGAAAAUGAAUGUGUUGUUUGAUCAAACGCAGAUUAUUAUUUCUACACCCUCAAAUUCCUCAUUCGCUAGUGGCAGUUUUCCGUUUCAAGUUAACACAGCUUUCGAUAUCCGACUGAAACUGGAAGGAAACCAAUUUAAGUUUACUGUCGAUGGAACGGUUAUUCACACCUCCCCCGCAACGACACCGGAAAAUUUCGAGGAAGUCCGAGUCUCCUCGGGUACCAGUGUCACGCAGUUAAAGUUCACCUACUAAAGAAUGGACAAAUUCGUCAGUUGUUCUACCUAACACACGGACUGUUUUGUUUUCAUAACACCUCUUUCGUCUUUCUUCUUUCAUUUCUGUAACCUUGUAGUGUGUGUGUGUGUGUGUGUGUAUAUAUAUAUAUAUAUAUAGUCAAACUUCGAUAACUCAAACUUCGAUCUCUCAAACUGAAGCGACGGUCCCAAGCCAAAAAUAUAUAUAGAUAUAUAUUUCUCCCAUCCCUAGCCAUGCAAGACAGGCGUAUUCCAUGACGUCAGCCCAUGCAGAAUAAAUCGGUCUUGCAUGAC
Gigantopelta aegis is the source of this 1159-nucleotide messenger RNA. RefSeq names its product sushi domain-containing protein 1-like. The annotation marks the transcript as partial. NCBI's taxonomy places the organism in Eukaryota, Metazoa, Mollusca, Gastropoda, Neomphalida, Peltospiridae. The record is from RefSeq and is a predicted model, not a curated record. Gene Ontology annotation, molecular function: carbohydrate binding; calcium ion binding. The transcript has 6 exons.